AUGGCCUACCACAUCCAGCGUACCAUCAACACUCCAAUUACAUCUGGACCACCAGCAGGCGCACUGGCACUUGCUGCUGCAGCGGUCAAGCGUGCGCUGCAAGUCUGGAAGAAAGGGGUCAACACGUUGGCUGGAAAACAGUCCAAGAAUUCUCCUGACAGUUUCGGCAAAGAUCCUUGGGGCGCAAUAGCGAAGCAGCAUUACAAGAACACCCGGGCACUAUCAAUGGAGAAAUGGAAUGAGAUUUACCUGCGUUGCCGGGAGUUUAGCGCAGGCAGGAAAGGGGAUGAUGAAGACUCAGAUGAAGAUUCGGGGGAAGAAAGCGAUGAAGUGGAUAUGUCUGAGUAA
Molecule: messenger RNA, 348 nt
Organism: Desarmillaria tabescens
Lineage: Eukaryota; Fungi; Basidiomycota; Agaricomycetes; Agaricales; Physalacriaceae
Exons: 2
Coding region: 1-348 (115 amino acids)
Source: RefSeq, a predicted model, not a curated record